Molecule: messenger RNA, 2031 nt
Organism: Pyrenophora tritici-repentis Pt-1C-BFP
Lineage: Eukaryota; Fungi; Ascomycota; Dothideomycetes; Pleosporales; Pleosporaceae
Source: RefSeq, a predicted model, not a curated record
AUGCCUCGCCUUUCUAUCCUCCAAGCGCUCGGCGCGCUUUCUUUGCUCUCAACCACGCUCGCUCACAUGCAAAUGAGCAAUCCGUCACCUCUCCGCGAUCCCCAUGCCAACCGAUUAAACGAACCAAAAGACUACAACAUUCUCAAUCCCCUCAACGCCGACGGGAGUAACUUUGCCUGUAAAGGAUACCAAUGGAACACACCGUGGACGCCUGUCGCUACCUACGAAGCAGUCGUCAACAUCGUCCCACGGGGCACGCGAACUACGAGUUCCAAACCGAGUCCCUCACAACAUCUGACCGUCCGCGAUACGGCGAAGGUCAAUGCUGUGGCCCAGGCAGCGCUUGCUUCCUAUUCCGAUCUCUUUGUCGCAAACUUGGCUGGUAUCAACACUUGCGUGGCACCAGAGACACACGAUGUUGUCUUUGGCGAUCCAGGCCGCGCAGUUCAAUUCGGAGACAACGUAGGGGCAGCAUCCAAGCCGACUUUCCAACGAAACGCGUGCACCGACAAAGGACAUACUAGUGCUGGUACCUCUUCUGAUUCCGCGUCAUCACCAUCACCCCCUAGCAGCUCGGUUUCCAGCACAGGUGGAGAUGAUGGACAAUGGCAUGGCGGAGACUCGACGCAGCAACAGUCUUCAACUGCAUCCAGCAGCAUAGUAGCCGCUAACGAUGGCAAGUACAACCCCGUUAUGCAUGCAAGUACGACCGGCCAGAAAACUCCUAGUCCAUCACUGGCUCUCCAGCAAAAUAACCUCCAAGCCGUUGAUGUCCAACAAGGCAAUAAACAGCCUAAUGCACAAGUGCAAAAAGAGUUGAACGCCUAUUUAGCACGUCUAUACGGAACCAAAACACCCAACAAACAACGAGCAGCAUGUACCAUGGAAGCUGAUGCCAAAAAAGAUGCUGCAAUAUCCGCCCAUACACUCCCACGCACACGCCGUCAAAAACGCUGGUUCUCGUACCAAUCCAUCAAUCCAGAAGAAAACGAUACCCAAGAUACCAGUAGCAGCACACAAGCUACAACAGAAAGCGACACGAGCACAACGACAGACGAAAACAACAGUGUAGCAGCAUCAUCACCACAAAGUAUCGACGCCAGUUUCGCCGCUUUCCUCCAAAGACUCAAUAGUCUGAGUAAUUCGCUAUUCACGCUCGUGAAAUUCACCAGUAGUUAUCUAGACCAGGCGCCACCUGGAGGUUAUUACGACACCAGCAGUACAACUACUACUACCGAUGCGAACGACAGCGAUCGAGAAUCCAGUGGCGCGGUAUUCACAACAGAAAAACAAUACACCAAACGCUCAUCCCCUUCCAUACCAUCUCACGGAGAAAUGUCCGAUACACCAGGCCCUAACAACCAAGCACUCAAACACUGGCUUGACGAGCUAAAAGCCCAAGUCGAUGCCAUGAAAUCAUACACGCAGAACACGGCUGCGCGAUUCGAUGCUAAAAACGUUGCUACUCUGCGACAGCGACGACAAAGCAAACCCAUGGGACAGCAGACUGAGAUUCUGUUUGAUUGGGGGAGUUUGUACCCGGGGCUGAAGACAAACAGUUCGAGAAUUGGAGCUGAAGCUGGAGGGGAGGGUGAGGAUGUGAAGGGUCAAUCGGGUUUGGCUGGCGUUGGCGGACAGCAGUCUGCGAAUGCGACGACGACGACGACGACGACGAUGGCGGCGGGGGAUAUCACGGUGACACAUGCCAACAAGACCACUAACACGACAAACGCCCCGCCAACCACUGUACCGAAAGAUACAUGGACAGAUGGUGUGUUUCCUUUUCUUCUUCCGCCCCCAUCGUCAUCAUCCUCUUCGUCGCCAGGGGUGGACUCCGACGCCGCAGCCCUUUUCCCGUUCAUAAUGGCUCCAGGGCCUGUUCUACCGGCUGGUGUGAGCGUGGACGGUGUUGAUAAUCUGGAGCAUAUACCUGUUGUUUUUGAUGAUUUGGGAGAUGGGGAGGAGGCUGAGGAUGGGGUUAGGAAGUUUUUUGAGGGGUUGAGGCGGGAGAGUGGUGGUGGUGGGGAUUGA